CUCCUCCCCAAUCUCCGCCCUCUCGUAUAUAAGAGAGACUGGGGCAGCGAGGUGGAGGUUCAUAAGGCCAUACGUUGUGCUGGCCUUAUCGACUCCCUUCCCUGCUUCAUUCCUGCCUGGACUUUGCAUUUUCCUCUCUUCACUAUCUCCUCUUUCCUCUCCGGACGAACGAGAGAGGGAGAGGAAGAAGUUUGGCGGUGUCUGUGAAGAGAGUGUUGGUUUCUCAACUGUUUUGUCUUGGAAAGCAUAGUUUGGAGUUCACUGUCGGGGGUUCAGGAAAAUGGCGUCCAUUCUUGGAGUCUCCUCUCUCUACCAGACAGUUUCUCUGGACCAUUCGCGCAGGGGCUCCUCCCCCUUCCCGUCGUUGAACUCCGGGGACAAGCCGCAGCUUUCUGCGCUGUCGUCCGCGAGGAGCUUGAGCCGGGAAGCUGCGGCGAAGGGGUCUUGCGGCCGUCGGCUGCGAUUGAGCUGUGUCUGCUCCGCUAUAGCUACUCCCAACUCGGUGCUGAGCGAGGAGGCGUUCAAGGGGCUUCGGGGGUUGUCGAGCCGGGAGCUCGACGUAGAGAACGAGUUUGGGUUCGAGAGUGGCGGAGAAGGUGGAGAGGACGACCUUGCUAUUGCUAAUUUGGAACUGCCGGAGCAGCUUGUCGAGUCGCUUGAGAAGCGAGGGAUUACCCACCUUUUCCCUAUUCAGAGAGCUGUCCUAGUUCCUGCUCUAGAGGGACGUGACAUUAUCGCCCGUGCCAAAACUGGAACUGGCAAAACACUGGCAUUUGGUAUCCCAAUCAUUAAGAGGUUGACUGCAGGCGAGGAAGGAAAUAUGAUUACAAGGCGAUCAGGACGCCUUCCUCGAGCUCUGGUUUUAGCACCAACAAGGGAGUUGGCGAGACAAGUAGAAAAGGAAAUACAAGAAUCAGCACCCUAUCUUAAAACUGUGUGUGUUUAUGGUGGAGUUUCUUAUAAUGUUCAACAAAAUGCUCUUACCCGUGGUGUUGAUGUGGUGGUGGGAACCCCAGGUCGCCUAAUUGAUCUUAUAAACAGUGGCAGUCUCCAACUCGGAGAAGUUAAGUAUUUGGUUCUUGAUGAAGCUGACCAAAUGCUUGCUGUUGGAUUUGAGGAGGACGUGGAAGUUAUAUUAGAGAAGCUUCCAACUGAGAGGCAGAGCAUGCUUUUCUCAGCAACAAUGCCUGGAUGGGUGAAGAAACUGUCGAGGAAAUUUUUGAGUAAUCCUCUAACAAUUGAUUUGGUCGGUGAUCAGGAAGAGAAGCUAGCUGAAGGCAUCAAACUUUAUGCGGUUCCAACAACUGCUACCUCAAAGCGUACAAUCCUUGGGGAUAUGAUUACGGUAUAUGCAAAAGGUGGAAAAACCAUUGUUUUCACUCAAACAAAACGAGAUGCUGAUGAGGUAUCAACAGUAUUGGCAAAUAGUAUAUCUUCGGAAUCAUUGCAUGGGGAUAUAUCCCAGUAUCAACGCGAAAGAACAUUGAAUGGUUUUCGCCAAGGAAAAUUUUCUGUCCUUGUUGCAACAGAUGUUGCUGCUCGAGGCCUUGACAUUCCCAAUGUUGAUUUGAUUAUUCACUAUGAACUACCAAAUGAUCCAGAAACUUUUGUCCAUCGUUCUGGCCGCACAGGACGGGCUGGAAAAGAAGGCACUGCAAUCUUAAUGUUUACUAGCAGCCAAAGAAGAACUGUUAAAUCUCUCGAACGGGAUGUAGGCUGUAGAUUUGAAUAUAUUAGCCCACCUCAAAUACAAGAGGUCUUGGAAGCCUCAGCGGAGCAAGUUGUUUCUACACUGAAGGAGGUUCAUCCUGAAUCAAUAGAUUUUUUCCUCCCAACAGCCCAGCGGUUGGCAGAAGAACAAGGACCUAAUGCUCUUGCUGCUGCUUUAGCACACAUGAGUGGAUUCUCACGGCCUCCCUCUUCUCGUUCGCUUAUUAACCACGAGCAGGGGUGGAUAACGUUACAGUUGACUCGUGAGCCUGGGUUCUCAAGAGGGUACUUGUCUGCAAGAUCUGUCACUGGGUUUCUCUCUGAUGUUUAUUCUGCUGCUGCAGAUGAAGUUGGGAAAAUUUACUUAGUUGCAGAUGAGAGGGUUCAAGCUGCAGUUUUUGAUUUGCCUGAAGAGAUUGCCAAACAGCUUCUGGAAAAGCAGAUACCACCAGGAAAUACCUUAACAAAAAUCACAAAGUUGCCACCCUUGCAAGAUGAUGCCCCUGCAAGAGAUAACUAUGGUAGGUUUUCCAACCGGGACAGAGGUUCCCGAGGGGGAUUCACCAGGGGCUCAAAGGGUCCUCAGAGACGUGGUGGUUGGUCUGAUGAUGAGGACAACUUCCGUCGAGGUGGCCAAAGUUAUAGAACAGGGAAGAGCUGGUCUCCGGGUUCAAGAAGCAGGGAAGAUGAUGAUUGGCUUAUCAGUGGAAAGCGAUCAAGCAGGUCCUCUGACAGAAGCUUUGGUGGUGCAUGUUUUGUCUGCGGCCGAUCAGGACACAGGGCAGCAGAUUGCCCCAACAAACAGAGAUACUAGUUACAAGAUUCCACUGCUUUAAUAGGGUAUGUGAUGCCCACUGGUGUGAAAAUGAUACCCAGGCUUGGCUAGUGACAGAGCGACCGAAUGAUUUGUGAAGUUCCCUGCCCCAUCAGUGCUCGGCAGAAAAAAUUACAGAAUGGUUUGCUUAAAGCUUCGGUCUGUUGCUCGCCCAUGCCGUUUUUGGUGUUACAGGAUAUCUUGUUAAUAUUAUACGUCACGCUUUUUUGGUGUUGAAGCAAACUUGCACUUAUCAUUGUCUUUAUUGAAAACAGAUAUUUAGCUCAAUGAAGUAAUAUGCUCUUCCAUUUAGCACUUCA
Molecule: messenger RNA, 2844 nt
Organism: Nymphaea colorata (pocket water lily)
Lineage: Eukaryota; Viridiplantae; Streptophyta; Magnoliopsida; Nymphaeales; Nymphaeaceae
Product: DEAD-box ATP-dependent RNA helicase 3, chloroplastic
Exons: 10
Coding region: 281-2524 (747 amino acids)
Molecular function (GO): helicase activity; zinc ion binding; ATP binding
Source: RefSeq, a predicted model, not a curated record